AUGAAACCUUUUACCUCUCCAGGCCGAUUGAAGUAUGAACAUUCACCCUCGAGAACGACAGGGUAUAUGCUUUAUACCUCGAACAUGACUAAGAAAGUGAGAAGCAUAGGGGUACUCAACCCAGCACCAGACUGCGCAGGAGCGAAUUGUCUGCUCUCCGCUGCAUUCGUAAAGAGAUUUUGGGACACAUUUGCACAAACACAAACAGAAAAACUAACGCGAAGUUCAAAACUUCUCAAAAGACCUCGAGAAUUCCGCUUCCUACUUAAGCAGUGUCUUAAACGCUGGGAAUUCCUACGCAAGGCUGUCCGCAAACUCCUUGUUUACGACGUGCCAGCUGGUUCGAAGAUGCUCGAGGGUGACAUCGACCAGCGCAGUGCCUCGGGCGGGGUCAUCCUCCUCAUCACCUCGGGCUCGCCCAUACCCCUCGUGCCCUUCGACGUCGAGCAGCUGGGCACGGUGGUGACACAGAGGGGCGCCAGGGUCGUGCCCAUCAUCUACCCUGUGACGGACCGGAACCCGCAGCCUUCGCCCGGGGUGGAGGUGCUCGCCCACCUGUCGGGAACCCAGUCCUUCGCUGUACUCGACGAAGGAAUCGGAAGUGACAGCAAAGUCUCCAUGAUGGUGGCUCUUAUGGAUGCUCUCUAUGCGGCCAUUAGGCUCUUUAUUCUGGACUCGGACUCCCUGCCCCUCGUCGUUCACAAGAAGGAAUUCCCGGGCGGGAUUGGCAGCAUUUCGCAAGGGUCAUUUACCGUCGACAAAAGCCUCGGAGGAGAGGUCAAGUUCACCCUCAUCUACUACGACCUAGGUCACGUGGGCAACAUGAUUAACCUCAUUGACCCUCAUGGCAUGGGCAAGGAGACGCUGAAUCUGCAGGAAGAGGAUGGAGAUGUCAACAUGAUCUUUGUCACGAUUACCAAUGCUAUGGCGGGCGAGUGGCACUACCGCAUCGAGAACAGAGCCGACAGCCACCAGAGCCUCUUCACCCGCGUCCUGGCCACGCCUCGCGCCCCCAACUCCACUUCGAGCUCCUCGAUGGGACACGGCGAUAGGAACAACCACGCGGUCACACUCACGGCUUGGACCUCCAGCACAGCCACGGUCGUCAACAUUUCGGAUGUUAGCAAGCCGGUGAUUGUUUAUGCGAAGCUGUGGUGUGGGAGCGCCCCUGUGGUCGGCGCUCUCGUCGAGGCCUCCCUUCAGCGCCUUGGGGUCAACGGGACAGGCAAUCGCUACGGACCCAUCACCUUCAGGCUUCUCGACAAUGGAAAUCCAGACGCCGACCUGACCCGUAGCGAUGGCAUCUAUUCCCGCUACUUGCCAGCCAUUCCCGCUGAUUCCGGCCGCUACGCUCUCUCCGUCACCGCCACAGACAACUCGGGCACAGCGCAGGUCAUUACGUCCUCAAGGCCCCCGCCUUCAUCUCGUCCACGUGUUUACUCUCGGAAUCACGUGCCGUAUUCGGGACAGAUUACUGCUGUCGGGACGCAGUACACGCGGGCGAGGACGUAUAAUCCAGACUGGCAGAGAUGCUGCGGUUCGAUCGUGCCCUACACCACCGCCCGCGAGACAGGACACCUCUCCCGCACCGUCACCGUAGGCCUUGUGGACAUCGUGGGCGGCGGCAGGAACCUGUCUCACGUCCCGCCCUCGCGUAUCUCCGACUUCCGGGCGGAGAUCAACCCGGCGUCGCAGCAGAUCACCUUCACCUGGACUUCACCUGGAGAGUGGAGGGAUUAUGGAACAGUGAUGCAGUACGAGGUGGUGUUCUCCCGCGACGCCGCCGCCACCGGCCGAGGCGUCGGCGAGUUCGCGCGCGAGUGGCCGGCGCCGGAGCCCGCGGGCGAGGUGUCGCGCCACAUCGCGCGCUGGGGGCGCCACGACGGCGUGUACUACGCGGCCAUCCGCGGGGAGAGCCGCAUGGGCGCGAAGGGGCCCUGGUCCAACACGGCCGAGUUCUUCAUGCCGCACCCGCCCACCACCACGGAGAUCAACACGCGCGGCUCCACCCAGGGCGGGCCCAUGGGCGGCAGUGUGUCCGAGCUGGGCGUCACCACGCCCCAGCCCGGCACUCUGUCCACCCGCGACAUCCUGGCCAUCGUGGGGGCCGGCUGCGGCCUGCUGGUGGUGGUGCUGAUCUUGGCCGUCUACUACCUGCUGGUGGUGACGCGGCGACGGCGGCACCACCAGGAGAAGAAGGCGGUGGAGGUGCUGGAGCCCGUGACCACCACGCCCGCUGGAUGCGACACCGACAGCGAGACCGACUCCAUCAGCAACGCUGAGCCCCAUCCAGUCGUGGCCGGCGUCCACGCUGCUGGCGGAGCACGAGCGGCGCCACGCGGCUGAGCCGGCGGACGGCGACGCGGCCGAGCUGGCGCUGCACCGCCCCGACCUGGGCGUGCCCUACAUGCCCACCAUGCAGCCCGCCCACCCGCACCCCUUCUACUACCACACCCCCAACGGCCACUACAUCGAAGACAGCCUGGCCAUGGACAGCGGCUCCGUGGUGUCCACGCAGCCCUCCGACUCGCUCCUCGUCUACAAGGUCGACUCGUGUCCUGGGAGAGCGGCCGGCGCCAGGGGCCAAUGAAGGUGCCGCCGCCCACGCCUCCCAAGCCCACGCUGGCCGCCCACCUCACCCUGGGCGGGGUGGCGGCCACGCCCCUCGGCACGGAGAGGAAAAGGCGGAACGUCACGCAGGUGUGAGGCCGCCCGGGCGACGUGGGCGGUCGCCACUGCGGGCGGCCGCCGAUUCGGGCGGCGGCAGGUGCGGGCGGCGCCGGGCUUUAGGGAUCUCCGGCAAGCUGGCACUCAGCGCGAAUUGUCACUGUUGCAAGUGCCAAUUUCUGCGUGUGUUCACGACGACCCGACGCUGACGCAGAGGCCCAGAGGCGCCAAUGGACACGCUGACGUGGCUGCUGUGCGAGUGGUCCUUUUCGCCCACCAAGAUGGUGAUCGCUUUCGCGGGCGGCCGGAGCGUAGACGGCCGCAGAGCACAGUGCUCGCGCUCAUUUUCCACAAACGCGGACAAAAACCACGCCGCCCUUCUCGAACUUUCUCGCCGUUAUGAGUCAGUGUGUGAGUGGCCCUGAGCGAGGCGAAGUGAGGACGUGAGGCGCGAGAUAUGAGGGCGUAAGACUCUCAUAAGACUCCCCCGAGGACCCUCCGUCUGGGCCAGGACUCGCGUGACCUUUUCCGACCUGUUCCCCAAGGGCCUCGGACCUAACCCGAGUAUAAUACAUCGUGCUCAAUACUAUGAAAGAUGAUGAAGAAAUAAUAAUAAAAAAAAGUUGAUAAGCCUCAGAAAAAAUGUAAAUCUCCAAGUUACGAGAGAGAGAAAAAAGCUCAAUUGGUUUGAGUCAAGUGUUAAGAAUGCGAAGGGAUUAAAUUCGUGAGAUAGAAAGAAAUCUUUGUGUCCAGUGAGUAUCGGUUCACCUCCCAAGCAGCCUAAGUUUCCAUAUCACUAGAGUAGCAAGCACAGAUCAAGCACCAGGUCACUAAAACGAUUAUGAUUUGGCUAAGUGUCCCUGUAAACUUCCAUUUAUAGUUUUUCGGUUGUUGUUGUUGUUUGGACUCUCCGUUCUACUGUAUAGGAUAAACUAGCAUAUUGUUGUGUCUUAUAUUUGUUUUACAAAAAAAGCAGUUCCAUUAUUGUCUCUUUAACUUUGGAAACAACCAUUUUGCCGGCCACAAAUUUC
Penaeus monodon (black tiger shrimp) is the source of this 3698-nucleotide messenger RNA. RefSeq lists its product as uncharacterized. The record is from RefSeq and is a predicted model, not a curated record. Lineage: Eukaryota; Metazoa; Arthropoda; Malacostraca; Decapoda; Penaeidae.